Molecule: messenger RNA, 3801 nt
Organism: Haliotis rufescens (red abalone)
Lineage: Eukaryota; Metazoa; Mollusca; Gastropoda; Lepetellida; Haliotidae
Exons: 12
Coding region: 64-1809 (581 amino acids)
Biological process (GO): protein phosphorylation
Cellular component (GO): membrane
Molecular function (GO): ATP binding; transmembrane receptor protein serine/threonine kinase activity; metal ion binding
Source: RefSeq, a predicted model, not a curated record
UUCUUUUUUUUUGUUACAGGAUUUAGAGACGGGAGCAGGGGUGAAGAUCAAAGCUUUUCAGCCAUGGGGACCUUUGACAGACAGAUGUCGGAAUCAUCCAAUCAGAAGUCACUGGAUGUUUAUAUGCAUGGAAUCGACAGACUUACCGAACCUCAAGAAGUUCAGGAAUAUAGCAUCCAAGACAUCACCCGGCGCCACUGGAAGCAGUGGGAUGGCAAGACGGUGUGCAGCAACAGAAGCUGCCGCAAGCCCUUCUCCAUCCUGCUGGAUAGAGUCCAUCACUGCAGAAGAUGUGGAAAUAUUUUUUGUGCCAACUGUCUGAAGUUCCGUCGUAAGUUGAAUAAACUGGCCAACCCUGACCCAGAUGGCCGAUCAUAUAAGGUGUGUCAGCCCUGCUAUGCUGAGGGCCAGGAGACGGAGGGAAGGAUGGUGAGUCUGACGGUGGAGUUCCGAUCACUCAGAAUGUGUAAGUAUAAGAAUUCAUCGUCAGUGAGAGGUCAUAUGUCGUCAUCACGGAGAGACAAGUUGGACAUUGAAAAGGAGUGCAAACGGCUCAUCGAAGGGUUCAAGGGGUCAAUGGGGUCAUCAGAGGUCAAGCGGACAUUGCAUGAGCUGAGGAACAUGGUGUUGAUUCCAGAAUGGCAGAAGGCAAGCAUGUGGAUGCAAGAGAACAUGAGCGACUGCUGUCACAUGUGUCGCAGCACGUUUGGGUUCCUACGUAAGAAGCUGUUCUGUCGUGUGUGCGGGCUGGCGCUGUGUAAGGGCUGCUCGGCCAAGGACCUGUUGGUGUACUACCCUGAUGUGGAGCCGGGUGAAGCAAGGGCCACCGACCCCAGACUCGCCAUCAUCAAGAUCAUCGGGUGUCCAGAGGUGGAGCCUGAAGUGAGCCUGUACCUGCGAGCCUGUCCGUCGUGUCGGGAGCAGAUCAUUGAGCGGCAGAUCUCCCAGAUGGAGCUUGCUACAGUAGAUGACCCGAGUUCAGAACUAAUGCCCCAGCUGAACAACAUCAAUGUCAGCUUCCAGAAGACUGAGAUCAAGGUCAAAAAGCAUCUCCCAGAGUACCAGGAGAUAGUGGACUCCCUGGAAGAUAACAGUCGUGGGUCGUCAGGGUCCGGAUCUGGGCUUCCGAAGAGCAACAUGAAGACACUGGCCAAGGCACAGGGGGACCUUGCUGACUUCCUGGCCAAGCAUGUCCUCAUUGUCCAACAACUCAAGAGGCUCAAGCCACAGACAGAAACGCAAAACAAACUCCUUAAAAACUACAUCAAGAGCAAAUGUGAGUUCUACCUGGAGAACAUGUCCACGUUCCGAUCAGCUCGGAACCGACUCAGCGACUCGACGCCACCUGAAGUACUGGAGUUUAUACAGAAAGUCAUGGACAAAAACGCAGUUGUCAGUGCACACCUCUACCUCCGGCAGCUGGUAUUUGAAACAAUUGCAUUGUGUGCCAAAUUUCACCUGGAUGAAGAAAUACCUCGGCAUCUGACCCCAUUAGAGGAGGCCCUGGAGCUGGAUGUCCGGGUGAGUGUCGAGAAAGACGGAGAGGACUGGGAACAGCAUCACGAGGUCACGCAACAGCUCAUCAAGGAACAAAUGCGGGAUCACAAGCUAAUUCGACCGUCCCGGCGCCAGUUGAAGAAAAACGGAGCCUUGCACGCGGAACACAUCAUGCGACAGAGAAGCCGUGACGUUCUGGCCAGCAUCACCGUUCAGCUCCAGCUCAAGUCUGCCAACCGGCGCUUCCCACAGACCAAGAAGUGUCUAGAGGAAGCCAUCAACACCUUCCCGGGAGCGGCUACAGACUCCUAGUACGCAACCAUCUACAUGGUUCACGACAAGCAAGUUGACAACAAUCCAUAUGCAACACAUGUAAUAAUGACAACGCGCAUUACAGCAUUGGUGACUGCUAGAAGGUAUUGCUGGAAAAAUGGUUAAUGAGGACACAAUAGGCAUUGAUUUGUUUUAAGAUGGUUAACAGAAUUUUGUUUUGUUUAUUAUUAAUGUAAACGUUUCUGUUGCAGUCAGUUGUUUAUUUUGGUGGGAAAGGCAUGUAUUUGUGUAGGUACAAUAUCAACAUUAAAAAACUUGUCGAUACCCAUGAUAUCGCAAUAUAUGAUGAGACCCUGUUUGGAUCAUGUGGAGAAUAUUAUGUUUGCGUGUACUAUUUGUCCAAAGUGUACCAAUACAGUGUACGAUUUUAUGAAUUCCGAAUUCAGGUUUAUGAUUAUUAUACCUUGAAAUGGGGCGGUUGGGUAGCCUAGUGGUUAAAGCGUUCGCUCGUCACGCCGAAGACCCAGGUUUGAUUCCCGACAUGGGUACAAUGUGUGAAGCCCAUUUCUGGUGUCCCCCGCCAUGAUAUUGCUGGAAUAAUGCUAAAAACGGCGUAAGACCAUACUCACUCACUAUACCUUGAAAUUGUAUGUUAAACUAAGGUCAACUUUCGUAUAUAUAUUUUGUAAUUUGUAGAAAUUCUUUGCAGAUUUAAUUUUUUAGGAAUAAUGUUUUGCAGAUCAACACAGAAGAAUAGAGAAAUAUAUUGGGGCUGAGUCAAUUUUAGGUGAUGGGUGGGACAAAAGUAGAGUAUCUGAGAAUGAGAAUAUGCUUCUUCGUGCCAAAAGUGUGAUUGUGUGCUAUUUGAAAACAAAUGUUAUUGAAGAUUAAGUCAUAUUUAAGUUUCUAAUAGACAUAUCAAUAUGAUAUGGUAUUUAUGUUUUCAUUGUUGUAUCACAUUAAUGACAAAUCAGUGUUUUUUAAUCCUAUGUCAUAUUUUCACCUUUUUAAAUCACCUUCACAAAUGUUAGAUUUUUUGGCUGAUGAAUUACGGGAGAGGAGAGGUGGGAGUAACAGUGGUAACCUGGGCAUGUCACCGGAGUCAGGUAAACUGGAGAUCAGUUGGUCAGUGGAAUAAAGGUGGAAAAAGUAAUUUGUUGAUAAACAACAUUGUUGAUGAAUUGUUUGAUGGGCUUUGUGUAGAAGUUGAUGAUGACAAAGUGAACAACAAAGUUAUGGAUAACAUCUAUCACAGUAGAAAAAAGAAGUUGCUAUCCAUAAUUUUGUUGUCCACUUUGAACAUCAUUGAUGGUCACGUUAUAGAGUGACGUCACUUCUAUAGGGAAUGUUUUUGAAGUUUUAUCUUUUAUUUGAAUCCACAUUUGUAAAACUUAAGGUCUACUGGUUCUAAAAGCCAGCAUGCCCAUCACAUAUCUAUUGUGUGUCGUUGUUUCUUGUUUUUCACUGCACUCAGCAAUAUUCCAGCUACAUGACAGCAGCACAUAUCUAUUGAAUAUCGUGUAGACUUUAUCAGUAUCUAGAUGUUGACAUUUUAGAGUAAUUAUCUACUCUUUUUACAGAUAUGAAUAUUGUCCUGUUACAAAUCACUUGUAAGAGAUUCAUAAACUUUAAUCCAAUUUUUUCAUUUUAUCAAAGAAUAUACAUGUUUAUCAUUAUGCAUGUAUAUUCACAUUUGUUUAUAUACAAUAAACCGUUAUUAACUCAAUCUUCCAGAGCAUGAUAUUGCUUAAGACAAUUUUGUGGCAGGCAGUGAUACUGGUAUGCUUUUGUGAUUCCGGUCGUAAAUCUGGAUAGGUAGGAUGGUCUGCUUUGAAUUCAUGGCAGCUCACCAUGCAGAGUUGUGUCCCUUGCUCAGUUCGUGAAAUAAUUUUUCAGCAGUAUAGUGUGGAAGGUAAUUUAAGGUACCGACGUUUACUACAAUAUCUGAAAAACUAUCGGACCUACUCCAGUCAAAGUUGGUAUGAGAUUAUUAAACAGUCAUGCAUAACUGGAUAUUACAUUUAAAGACAA